Molecule: messenger RNA, 1713 nt
Organism: Protopterus annectens (West African lungfish)
Lineage: Eukaryota; Metazoa; Chordata; Ceratodontiformes; Protopteridae
Gene: HMOX2
Product: heme oxygenase 2
Exons: 8
Coding region: 227-1186 (319 amino acids)
Biological process (GO): heme catabolic process; response to oxidative stress; heme oxidation
Molecular function (GO): heme oxygenase (decyclizing) activity; heme binding
Source: RefSeq, a predicted model, not a curated record
CUGUGUGACUUCUGUAAUCCCGGAAGGGAACUGGAUCUAUUUACAGAUUAGGCGGCAUUCAGUUUCCAAGGUUGCUUAUAGAACGUUAUUUUUCUUGGCUGUGAACAGAUAAUCCUCUUCAUAUACCCUCAGAGUACUCAAACUUGGUGAAGAAGACCCGUAAGUCUAGGAGGAGUAAGCAUAAAUUUGAGGAGCCACCUGCUAAUAUUAAAAUCAGAAAAAAAAAAUGUCUGCUGAGAAACUGGAACUGCAGAAUAAACUGGAGGACCUGGCAGAAAUGGAUGAUUUUGGAUAUGACAAUGAGGAUGAAAUGGAAGCAUAUCUUAGGCCUACUGACCUGUCUGAACUGCUGAAAGAUGGAACAAAGGAGUCCCAUGAGCGUGCAGAGAAUACAGAAUUUGUAAAAGAUUUUCUAAAAGGACGUAUCAAAAAAGAUCUUUUCAAGCUGGCUACCGUAGCUUUAUACUUCACUUAUUCUGCAAUGGAAGAAGAACUGGAUCAUAAUAAAAAUCACAGUGCAAUUGUCCCACUUUAUUUUCCUGUGGAGCUCCACCGGACAGAGGCUCUAACCAAAGAUCUUGAAUAUUAUUUCGGAGACGAUUGGAAAGAUCAGAUAUCAUGUUCAGAAGCAACAAAAAAAUAUGUAGAAAGGAUUCAUUACAUUGGCAAAAAUUCACCAGAGUUGUUGGUUGCUCAUGCUUACACACGUUAUAUGGGUGAUCUCUCAGGAGGACAGCUGUUGAAGAAGAUUGCUCAGAGGGUACUACGUUUGCCUGCUUCUGGAGAGGGAGUAUUCUUCUAUAAAUUUGACAACAUUUCAAAUGCAGUGAAGUUUAAACAGUUAUACCGAGCAAGACUAAAUGCACUGGAUCUGGAUAAAGAGACGAAAAAAAAGAUUGUAGAAGAAGCCAACAAAGCUUUUGAGUUUAACAUGCAGGUAUUUCAUGAAUUACAGGAGAUUGGUGCUGCAAUGAAAGAUGAAGUACAGGAUGGUAAAAUUCCACUGCAUGAGGGGAAGGGUGAUAUUCGCAAGUGUCCCUACUUUGCUGCCAAACUUGGUAGCAGUGGAAAUUCUGGCUGUCCAUAUCAUGUUGUUCUUGCAUUGCUGAGACAACCAUCUGUGCAGUUGGUUCUUGCAGUGUGUGUAGCCUUAGCUGCAGGUGCUGCGGCAUGGUACAUGAUGUAGCCCCAUGAGGACCGGAGAGAUUGAAAGCAUAAUUCAGUUACUGUGAUUGGAAGAGACAUUUUAACAAACGCAUUUGAAUAUGAACUGCAGUCUCUUGCUUCUUCAUUUAUUUUGUGGUGAUCUAAGCAAAAAGUACUUGAUACUAUAUUGCUUUAAUGAUUGUACAAACUGGAACUGAUGCAUUAAUAUUAUUUUAAUACAUUAAUAUUAUUUUUAUUAGAGUAGUAUCUGAUUUUUACAUUACCUCUGUUAACUCAGGUGAGUGACUGGCACUUACUCUGUUUUGGUUUCCUUGAUUGGUAUUAUUACUUAGAAACGGUUUCAUAUAUGAACUUUUUAAUUACAAAAAUAACCUAUAAAAUGUAAUUUCGGCCAGAUUCAAAAGCAUUAGCUGACCUUUAAAGCGGCAAGAAAAGAAGGCUACUGUACUUUGUGGUUGUAAUGUUCUUGGUGGAAAAAAUGUGUAUUUUUUUUUAAUGAGUCUUGUUUUAGGUAAAUAUCAGUAAACAAAAUUGUUUCUUUAUAAA